AUGUCCGAUUCUUUAUCGCCAGAACAAAAAGAAAAGCUUCAAAAAAUGAAGAGGACAAAAAAGACCAAACAAGUUGAAGAACCAGAGAACACAGAAAUUGAUACACUCACUGAAAAGUUACUCAGUGCGAAAGGGGAGUACCGAUACGCGUUCGAAGAAAAAAACGACAUGAAAGAAUUUGACACAUUGGUCCCUGAUAUGAAAAGAAAGUACUCAUUUGAACUCGACACGUUCCAGAAGAAAGCGAUUUAUCACAUGGAAUUGGGACAACAUGUCUUCGUCAUAGCACACACGUCUGCUGGUAAAACUGCGACUGCGGAAUACGCCAUUGCACUUGCGCAGUCGAAAGGAAUGAAAGCUAUAUACACCUCCCCGAUUAAGGCUUUGAGUAAUCAAAAGUACUACGACUUCAGGAAAAUAUUUGGGAAGGUCGGGAUCAUCACUGGCGAUGUUGUGAUCCAGCAACCGGACGAUUUGGUCACUAUCAUGACCACUGAAAUUCUUCGGUCGAAGUUAUAUCAAGACGCAAAGUUCAUCGACGACGUCGAUUGGGUCAUCUUCGAUGAGGUGCAUUAUGUGAAUGACGAAGAACGUGGUGUUGUGUGGGAGGAAGUCAUCAUGAACUUGCCGCCACACGUCAAAAUGUUAAUGUUGAGUGCGACGGUGGAGAAUGCGAUCAACUUUGCUGAAUGGAUAGGAAGAACUAAACAACAAAAAGUGUGUUUAGUUAAGACGUUACACCGACCCGUGCCUUUACAGCACUAUGUCUUCUGUGGGAAAUCUAAAGAGAAUAAAGAAGAUGCCCUCUACAUGUUUAAGAAGGGAGAAAUCAGUUUCUUGAACGAAAACUAUUUAGAAGCGUAUAAGAGAAUAGUCCCCAAAUUUAUGAAAGGGAAGAAAAUGUUCGACGCCGUCCACGACGUGAAACAUUUGCAACAAUUCAUCGAGUUCCUCGAUAAAGAUGGGAAGUUGCCCUGCGUCUUCUUCAUCUUCUCGAGAAAGCUGGUGAUGGACUACGCAAAGAGACUUGCUAAAUCGACGCAAUUUGAUAUUAACGCAUACAAAGUGCAAACCCUAUUCCAAGAGAUGACUGAAGGGUUAGUCGAGUCGGAGAAGAAUUUGCCACAAAUUAAAGAAGUCAAAGCGUUGUUGCUGAGAGGAGUCGGUGUACAUCACGCGGGACUUCUUCCGUUCUUAAAAGAAAUUGUUGAAGUCCUCUUUUCUCAAGGCAUUUUGAAAGUCUUGUUUGCGACAGAGACGUUUGCAAUGGGAGUUAACAUGCCUGCCAAAACAGUUGUGUUUCCUUCUGUUGAGAAGUUUGAUGGAGAAAAGAAACGCUUUUUAAACCCGGGAGAAUACACACAGAUGUCCGGAAGAGCCGGAAGAAGAGGCAUUGACCCGAUAGGGAAUGUGAUUCUCUUCCCAAACAAAGUGCUUCCAAGUUCGACACAAAUGCAAAACAUCUCAUGCGGAGCCCCUGCGAAGAUGAAGAGUCAGUUUUAUGUGACUUACUGGAUGUUACUGAAUUGGUUGACCAGUGGAAGUGACGACGUGUCUGAGAAGAUGAUUAAGAGCUUUUCGAAAAUUGAUUUGUUUGAGAUGGCGAACCGGGCACUGAUUGCACAAGAGGCUCAGAAAGUACUUGAGAAGGACGAAGAGCAGGCAAAGUGCUCGAACCCUAAUUGUGACCAUGAGGCUUUAAUUCUCAUCAAGAAGGAAAUCAAUGAGAUCAGACGCAAAAUCACAGAAGAAGUGUUUAUUGCAAAGGCACAAGGUGGAGCACACUUUUACAAGACUGGAAGAGUUGUGAAAUUCAGUCGAGAAGGUCAAUCGUUCUAUGGAAUUAUUUUGGAUAAGGUAGGCGAAGGGUUUACCGUUUACUAUUUCGACAAGACGGAAGGGAGGGUCACCCCCAUUAAUUUGCGAGACAUUAAAACGGUUUAUAAUAAAGUAUUGUAUGUCAAAGGUACUGAGAAUUACACGGAGACUACAAUAGAGUUGGGAGACAAAAAGAUCAAGACUGCUCUUUAUGAUCGACUGAAUUCGAUUAUAACAAGAAAGUAUCAAGAGCCAUUGUUCCAACCAUAUCAAUCGGAGAAAAAGCGACCGAUGAACGUGAAAGAGUUGUUCAGUGAGUAUACAAAGAACGUCGAGAUCAUGAUAAAAAUGCCUGCCUUCACUUGUAGCGUGUUUAAGAAAUUUAACAAAGAAUCGGGGAGGCGCAACAAACUUCAGAAGCUUGCGAAUGACAUACUUUUGAAUUACGAGAGCAACAAGAUGGUGAUGGAUAAAGACCUCGAGAACCGUCUUGAUGUUCUGAAGCACUUUGAAUUUAUAGACAAAGAGACGAACAUAUUAACACUGAAAGGGAAAGUUGCGAAGGAAAUGGUGAGUUCUGAUGGAAUGAUAUUGACGAAUAUGCUCUUUGAUGGACUCUUGAACAAGAUGGAGGUGUAUCAACUUGCUGCGUUGUUUAGUGUCUUUGUCUUUGAACCAUCGAAUGAGUCGAUGGAAGAACUCAUUGGCAACUUUAAGCCAGAGACCAAUGAACUGAUCGACUUACUUGAGAAAUAUGCGAUGGAAAUUGUCGACUAUGAAAAUACAAAGAACAUUGAAUAUACGAUAGAGAAGUACGUCAAAAUGAAUUACGGACUGAUGGAGGGAGUCGCAUUGUGGACGUUGAAGAAACCAUUCAAUGAAGUGAUUGACGCUUCCGCAACAACAGAAGGACUGAUUGUGAGAUGCAUAUUGCGAAUUGAACAAGUUGUCGAGGAAGUCACCCGAGCUGCCGCGAUUAUAGGGAAUGAAGAGAUGACGAAGAAGUGCGCGACACUGACGGAGUUACUCAAGCGAGACAUUGUGAAUGUGAAGAGUUUGUACUUAAGAGAUACCGCAAUUGUCGAAGGGAAAGCACACGCACAAGGAUUUAAACCGAUUUUGGUUGAUACGAAUGAGGCGCUCGACAUCUUAGACAAAAUCGAAGACAAUGGGAGAAUUGUUGUGGGCGAUGGAGAAGAGGAGAAAAUCAGUGUUGAUGGGGGGAUCAGUGACGUCCCAUUUGAGACGGAAAACAACGACGAAGAGGAAGAAAUGCCAAAACCAAGUUCAGCACAGCCACAAGUUGAAAUUGAUUUUUAA
This is a messenger RNA of Entamoeba invadens IP1, 3138 nucleotides long. Its product is annotated as helicase, putative. Gene Ontology annotation, cellular component: Ski complex. The transcript has a single exon. Gene Ontology annotation, molecular function: nucleic acid binding; ATP binding; RNA helicase activity. NCBI's taxonomy places the organism in Eukaryota, Evosea, Mastigamoebida, Endamoebidae. Bases 1 to 3138 code for a protein of 1045 amino acids. The record is from RefSeq and is a predicted model, not a curated record. Gene Ontology annotation, biological process: nuclear-transcribed mRNA catabolic process, 3'-5' exonucleolytic nonsense-mediated decay.